Messenger RNA from Arabis nemorensis, 591 nucleotides. NCBI's taxonomy places the organism in Eukaryota, Viridiplantae, Streptophyta, Magnoliopsida, Brassicales, Brassicaceae. The record is from the annotation of a GenBank genome assembly.
AUGGGUGAUGUAAACCCCUGGAUAUAUAAUGCAGUAGAGCGUGGUGUUUCAGAACUGAAACUGAGUAUAAAGACUCGCUAUAAUCGUUGUCCGCCUUCUGAGCUUGGUGUUGUGAUAGGACCUAAAGAUACCGGUGAAAUCUUUCUGGGUUUUGAGCUCGUAAUGUGCAAGACUCUGGUUAAGCUCACACUUGGAACACAGAUUACUCUUGGGAAUAUUCCUCCAGAUAUGUGUCUUCUAGCUCUUAAGAGUCUCUUCAUCGAUUCGAUCUUUUUCACUGGUGAAUAUCUGUAUAAGGUGCUUCUGCCUGGUUGUCCAGUGCUCGAGGAGUUAUCUGUACAUCACGAGGAUUUCGAAGGAAUGCCAUGGUGCAUAGCGAGUAAGACCAUCAAGAAACUAUCAGUUUACUAUGAUGUUGAGUCUGAAGUUGAUUUUAUGGCCCAUGGUAUGUCAUUUGACGCCUCGAAUCUUGUCUCUCUCGACUACUAUGAUUAUGCCUUGUAUAAGUAUCCUCAAGUUAAUUUGGGUCCCUGGUCGAAGCUAAGCUGGAUAUUCAUUAUUCUGGAGAACAAAUCAAGAGGCCGGAUUUAA